AUGAAGACACUCCACCGUCCUUGGCCCGCGGGCGGGCUGCGGAGGAGAUACUCUACCAAGGAGUAUUUCCAACGCAACCUCAAGUCUGUCGAUGCCUUGUGUGCCCACAACAGUGGAGAAGCGAACCACAAAGUUCUCCCGGUCAAUGCCAAACAAGACACCGUCAAGGCCGCCGCCGUCCUCUUGGGGCUGGGCCUCACCCACCCCGUUGAACUCCUUCAACUCAAACCACUUGCGUCUCAGAACCCAGCUCUCCAGAGCGCUCCUACCCAUCCCCAAGAUGUUACUCCUCCUGAACUUCAAUCCUUGGAACGGCUGGCAACGGGCGAUGCUCUCGAGCCGACAUCUGCUUUGAGAAGACUUCCAAAUGGCGUUCCCAUUUUCAGCUCAGGAAAUCCAGCGGCUCUGCCCAACACAUAG
Molecule: messenger RNA, 420 nt
Organism: Puccinia triticina
Lineage: Eukaryota; Fungi; Basidiomycota; Pucciniomycetes; Pucciniales; Pucciniaceae
Exons: 3
Coding region: 1-420 (139 amino acids)
Source: RefSeq, a predicted model, not a curated record